ACGGCGUCCUUUGCGUUUGCGUUUGCGUUUUCUCUCUCCAACCAAUACUUUCAUUUAUACCAUAAUAACUAUGUCGGCUGCAUCUGCCGCUGCCGCCGCCUCUUCCGCCGCCCUAGCUAAUCGCAGACGACAAAACAACAACUCAUGUAAUCGCAGCAACGCCAAUUCCUCUCUUACGUCUCUAACCGCCAUGAUCAUCGGCACCAACUUCCAACCUCCACUAAUUCAAGCCACAUUCGGUCGUUACGAAUCACAGAAACGCGACGAUUGGAACAUGUUCAUCCAAUUUCUCCGCACCCACAGUCCUCCGCUCCUUCUAAGCCGCUGCAGCGGCAAUCACGUUGUCGAAUUUCUCCUUUACCUCGACCAAUUCGGAAAGACAAAGGUUCAUUGCGAGAGUUGUCGCUUCUUUGGAGAACCUCAACCUUCUUCUUUGCUCUGUUCUUGCCCCUGUCCUCUCCGCCAGGGUUGGGGCCGCCUUGACGCCAUAGUGGGUCGUCUUCGUGUUGCCUUUGAGGAAAACGGAGGCUCGCCGGAGAUGAAUCUGUUCAGAUCCUUAGCGGUUAAGCUUUAUCUUCGUGAAGUUAGGGAUGAACAGGCCAAAAGCAGGGGAGUGAUUACUUACUAGAAGAAGGAAGAAGAAGAUACAUAGUCUGUCUAAUCUCGUGGAUUUAUUCGCCGGCGGAAUUGGAUCGUCUGAUCAUGAAAGUGACGAUCUUUCUAACUAAAUCGCCGGUGAAGAAAACUUUGCGUUUCAGCGACGGCGUCCGAGAAAGCAAGUGUGGGAAGAAGAAAUAUGGGGUUUCUGAUUAAUAAUAAUCUUUAAAUAAUUUAACAAGUUGGAUUAAACUUAUUUAAAGAUUUUUAUUUGUUUUUAAAUAUUAUUAUUGUGGAUUUAUAAUGUGGGGGAGAUAUAAAAUGUAGUGGUGUAUAUUAAGUUUUAAAAAGUGUAAAAGUAUAUGCAUUUACUUUUGUGCUAGCUAAUUGGAAUUGCUAAUU
Molecule: messenger RNA, 999 nt
Organism: Impatiens glandulifera
Lineage: Eukaryota; Viridiplantae; Streptophyta; Magnoliopsida; Ericales; Balsaminaceae
Product: protein G1-like7
Exons: 1
Coding region: 71-628 (185 amino acids)
Biological process (GO): response to light stimulus; mRNA transcription
Cellular component (GO): nucleus
Source: RefSeq, a predicted model, not a curated record